AUGGUUACAGUUCCAAGCACAUACUACCUGCCAGCAACGGAGCAUACACCCAACAACCCGCUGCCUGUCCUGCACUACCGAAAUGUCCUCCCUGAGCCCCGAACCGAAGACGGAGUAACCAAGUUUCUCACGGCUCAUAAAUGGGAAAAGAGGGUUGGUGUCUUUCAAGGGACUUCGACCCUACUUCUAGGAGCAGCUGGUGGAGAUGGAGUCUCCAAUGCAGGGCUCCGAAUCACUGUCCACACCGGCGAUGUCAUUGUGUUGCCUGCUGGAACCGGACAUAGUUCGGUGGAGAGUACGGACGACUACAGAUACAUAGGGGUCUAUCCAGAUGGGUGCCCACAAUGGAAGAAUCAGUUCGGCAAAAAGCGAAUUGAUAACAGGACCUUUCAGAGUGAGAUUGCAGGUGUCGCCUCACCCGAGGAAGAUCCUGUUUACGGGAAAGACGGCCCAUUGAUGCAGUUGUGGUCGCAGCCUGUGCGAGCAAAUCUCUGA
This is a messenger RNA of Aspergillus puulaauensis, 495 nucleotides long. RefSeq names its product cupin domain-containing protein. The record is from RefSeq and is a predicted model, not a curated record. Bases 1 to 495 code for a protein of 164 amino acids. The transcript is spliced from 3 exons. NCBI's taxonomy places the organism in Eukaryota, Fungi, Ascomycota, Eurotiomycetes, Eurotiales, Aspergillaceae.